Molecule: messenger RNA, 1403 nt
Organism: Mytilinidion resinicola
Lineage: Eukaryota; Fungi; Ascomycota; Dothideomycetes; Mytilinidiales; Mytilinidiaceae
Product: Metallo-hydrolase/oxidoreductase
Exons: 1
Coding region: 73-1233 (386 amino acids)
Source: RefSeq, a predicted model, not a curated record
GGCAAUUAUCAGUCUACUACUUUGCUCUGACUUUGGACCCCGCAGCCUGUCUGCCCUAUUACGCAAAAACAUAUGAUGGUCUCUCAGAUUAAGUCCAAGGACGUCCCUCCUUUGGGCCUCCCCAAAGGAUCCGAGUCGUGUCAAAUUUCAAUAAUCAACACAACAUGCGAUAUUACCGUCCCCCCAUCACUCUUGGUCGAACCAGCAAUAGAAGGCCAUGACUGGAUGAACCUCCCGACAUACUCAUUUCUCAUCAAGCAUGAAAGGAGCGGAAAACAGAUCCUCUUCGACCUCGGGGCGCGUACAGAUUGGUACAAUCACUGCCCCAGUGUCUCAGACAUUCUGAAAUGUCAUGUCCCCGGAUUGAAAGUUGAAAGGAAUGUGGCGGAUAUUAUUCGUGAAGGUGGUGUCUAUAUCAAGGAUAUUGACGUGCUCGUCCUAAGUCAUUGGCAUUUUGACCAUUGUGGAGACAUAGCCGUCCUACCUCAAACAGUUGAUUUGGUUGUUGGGCCUGGUUUCAAAGGUGCAUUUCUACCGGGUUGGCCAUCGAAGAGCACAUCGCCUUUCGCAGAAGAGGUUUUCCUAGGGCGGCAAAUUAUCGAAGUGCCAUUCACCAGCAAUUUCAAGAUUGGGCGCUUCGAAGCACAUGAUUUCUUCCAGGACGGCAGUUUUUAUAUCCUCAACACACCUGGCCACGCGAUCGGGCAUAUUUCAGCUCUUGUGCGAACCACUGCGGAUACAUUUAUCUUUCUGGGCGGUGAUGUGUGCCAUUUUGGUGGCAGCUAUAGACCAACCAAGUACGUACCGCUUCCUGACCAGAUCCCGGAAGAGACAAUACUCGACCCGCAUAUUGCGCGACCCUGUCCUUGCCACGCCUUCACAUCCUGCCACCCAGACCAAGAAAACAGCCGCACCAGCUCUUUCUACAAAGUGGCUACGGGAGCCUCAACUUGGUAUGCGGAUCCAGCUUUGGCACAGCAGUCGAUUGGAGCCAUGGAGGAGUUUGACGCGGAUCCGAAUGUUCUAGUUGCUAUAGCACAUGAUCCUACCUCCUUGGAUGUAUUUACGUUUUUCCCGAACGGUACGAUGAAUGCUUGGCAGAAGGAAGGUUGGAAGGAAGCUUUACAUUGGGGAUUUUUAAAUGAACUACCGUACGAGGGAAGGACUUCACGGCCUCACUUAGUCGAUGGCUUGUAUAAGGAUGGGAAAAAAGUCAAAGAUCUUAAGGCCUAAAAGUAGUUAGCUAGUAGUAAUAUAAGAGUUCUAGUAAGGAAAAGUGGAAAGGUAUUCUACGGUAUUUUAGAGCGUUUAGUCCUUAAUAAAGAGGUUACACGCCUGCGGCGCGCACGGAAAGCGCAGCAUAAUAGCUAGAUGUAAGGUGACGAAUCACCUACAAGUAUAUG